Messenger RNA from Medicago truncatula (barrel medic), 3831 nucleotides. RefSeq names its product squamosa promoter-binding-like protein 1. Gene Ontology annotation, molecular function: DNA binding. The record is from RefSeq and is a predicted model, not a curated record. Gene Ontology annotation, cellular component: nucleus. Lineage: Eukaryota; Viridiplantae; Streptophyta; Magnoliopsida; Fabales; Fabaceae. The transcript has 10 exons. The coding region runs from base 465 to 3542 and encodes 1025 amino acids.
CAUGAGAGAGAGAGAGAGAGGGUAGAGGCAAGUACUGUCUCAACAGUAGCACAGAAACAGCAUUUUUCGACAAAUUCUUUCCUAACCUUUUCCUAAUUUCCCUUUGUUAUACGCAUGUUUUCUGUCUCCACUUCCUAACUUUUAUUCUAUUAUCUUUCUUACCACUUUCUCUUCAACUCAAUUCAAUCCUACUUCAACUUCUUUGAAAAAUUCAUGCUGCAAGCUUUAAUUUUGCAAUUCUGGGUCUGUUUUAUAUGAAUUCAGUGUAAUUUUUAACAUAUUUGCUUGUUUUGGGUAAGUAGCUAUUAUUUGGAAUUGGAUCCAUGUUUAAGCUAGAUUUUUUUGUUAUAUGAUGAAAGUUUAUGAUUAAAGUUUGAAUUUUUAUGUAAUUGGUUCAAUUGGGUAUUUUAAUUUGGUGGAUUUGGAUCUGGUUGGUUGUAGAUUUUUAGAGGGGUUUUUGAAUUAUGGAUGCUGAUUUUGAGGGGAAAAAUCAGCAUUUGUAUGAAGCAGUAGUGCCUGAGAUGAAGGGUGCUGUUGGUAGGGGGAGUAAGGAUUGGGAUUUGAAUGAUUGGAGAUGGGAUGGUGAUCUUUUUACUGCUAAGCAACUGAAUUCGGUGCCGACGGAUUGUAGGAAUCGUCAAUUUUUACCCGAAAUACGUGAAAAUGUUGAUGUUUCGAAUAAUUUGAUUUCUGGGGAAGGUAGUAGAGAGUUGGAGAAGAGGAGGAGGGGUUUUGGUGGUGAAGGGUUGGAGAUGAACGAUGAUUUUGGUUCUCUUAAUUUGAAUCUUGGGGGUCAAGUUUACCCUAUAAUGGAUGGGGAGGAAAAGAGUGGUAAAAAGACAAAGAUUGCGCCUGUGCCUACUUCAAAUCGUGCUGUUUGUCAGGUGGAGGAUUGUAGGGCGGAUCUUAGUAACGCAAAGGACUAUCAUCGUCGACACAAAGUUUGUGAUGUGCAUUCUAAGGCUAGUAAGGCACUUGUGGGAAGUGUUAUGCAACGAUUCUGUCAACAGUGUAGCAGGUUUCAUGUUCUUCAAGAGUUUGAUGAAGGGAAGAGAAGUUGUCGUAGGCGUCUUGCAGGCCAUAAUAAGAGGAGGAGGAAGACACAUCCUGAUACUGCUGUAGUUAAUGGAGGUUCUCCGAAUGAAGAAAGGGGCAGUAGCUAUCUGUUGAUGAGUCUACUAAGGAUAUUGUCCAAUAUGCAUUCGAACGGCCCAGAUCAUACGAGAAACUUGGAUGGUCUAUCCCAUCUAAUUGGGAACCUGACAAGUUUAGCUGGUACAUUUAACGGAAGAAAUAUAGCAUCCUUAUUGGAGGGACCUCAAGAAUUAGUAAAAGCCGGUACAUCUGGAGCUGCACAGAAUGUUCCAAACUCAAAUCCGAAUGGCGCUGAACCAUCAAGACCAGAUUCUUCUAUUGAAAUGACAAACGGUCUGAUCCAUCAGGACCCUCCAGAGUCUAGGUUACAGUGCGCGACAGUUCCGGCCAAUCAUUUGACACAAAAAUGUAUACCUUCAAGCAGUGUUGGAGUAGGAUGUUUAAAACCUCCUCUGAUACCGCAGUCCUCAAAUUUAGUUCCUUCAAGGGGUAGCCUUCCACCUCGACCAGUUGCCACAGAGACUACAGUUGGAAGAAACAGGUUAUGUAAUAUUGACCUGAAUAAUGUAUAUGAUGAUGGACAGGACUAUGUUGAGAACCCUGAAAAUUCUAAUCCACCUUUGGCCUUAGGGGUUGAAUCCCGUGAUCAUUCUUCAUUUGUACAAUAUGAAUCUCUCAAGUCAAGUCCACCACAGACGAGUAGAAACUCAGAUUCGACUUCUACUCAAUCACCAUCCAGUUCUAGUGGAGAAGGCCAGAGUCGAACAGAUCGAAUUGUUUUCAAACUCUUUGGCAAGGAUCCUAAUGAUAUCCCCCAUGUUCUUCGAUCACAGGUCCUUAGCUGGUUAUCCAACAGUCCCACCGAGAUAGAGAGCUAUAUAAGACCAGGCUGUAUUAUUUUAACUAUAUGUCUCCGCCUAGAAAAUUCUGCAUGGGAUGAGCUAUGCUAUAAUCUGGGGCCCAGCUUGAGAAAGCUUCUUGCUGCAUCAAAUGAUUCUCUUUGGAGAACAGGAUGGAUAUAUACCAGAGUGCAGCACUCUGUAGCUAUUUUGUAUAAUGGUCAGCUGGUCUUAGAUGUGCCAUCGCGUCUUGGAAGCCCACAGAAUUGUCAGAUUUUGUGCAUUAAACCCCUUGCUGUCUCUGCAAAUGAAGACGUAAAAUUUACUGUGAAAGGGUUAAGCCUUUUCUUGUCUAGUGCAAGGUUGCUCUGUGCACUUGAAGGGAAGUACCUGGUAGAGGACAUGUGUUAUGAUUUGAUUGAUGGAGCUGAUGCAGCCAUUGGACAUCAUGAGCUUCAAACUCUCAGCUUCUCUUGUCAUAUACCAAAUAUGACUGGAAGAGGGUUUAUUGAGGUUGAAGAUAAUAGUCUCAGCAGCUGUUCCUUUCCAUUCAUAGUUGCAGAGCAAGAAAUUUGUUCCGAGAUAUGCAGUCUGGAAACUAUCAUUGAGGCGGCAGAGACUGCUGAUGACAUCCAGAUCAAAGCCAAAUUAAUGGAAGAAAAGACUCGAGCAAUGAAUUUCGUACAAGAAAUGGGUUGGCUCCUUCAUAGAAUUCGUAUAAAAUUCCGGCUAGGGCCAAUGACACCUGUUCAAGAUCGUUUCCAUUUAAAUCGAUAUACAUGGCUUGUCGGCUUCUCUAUGGACCAUGAUUGGUGCGCUGUGAUGAAAAAACUCUUGGACACUAUCUUUGAAGGUGAAGUUGAUACUGGAGAACAUAUCUCUGCAGAGCUAGCUUUGUUAAACAUGGGUCUUCUACACAAAGCUGUAAAGAGAAAUUGUAGGCCUAUGGUGGAACUAUUGUUAAACUUUGUGCCAGUUAAAGCAUCAGAUGGUGGAGAUAGUAAAGAGAUGCAAGUCAAUAAGGUCCCCGACGGAUUCUUGUUUAGACCUGAUACUGUUGGGCCUGCUGGGUUGACUCCCCUUCAUGUCGCAGCAAGUAUGAAUGGCUAUGAGACUGUAUUGGAUGCGUUAACUGAUGAUCCGGGAAUGGUUGGAAUUGAGGCAUGGAAAAGUGCCAAGGACAAUACAGGUUUGACACCCAAUGACUAUGCAUCCCUAAGAGGCCACUACUCCUACAUUCAACUUGUGCAGAGGAAAACAAGCAAGAGCAGCCAAACUCAACAUGUGCUUGACAUCCCAGGCACCCUUGUAGACGGAAACACGAUGAAGCAAUCAGAUGGACAUAAGUCAUCAAAGGUAUUGAGUUUGCAUACAGAGAAGAUUGCAACAACAGCAAUUCCAAAUCAUUGUGGGAUCUGCCAGCAGAAGUUGGCAUAUGGCAGUGUCGGCGGCAUGAGGAGGGCACUUGUUUAUAGGCCGGCGAUGCUGUCAAUGGUCGCCAUUGCAGCUGUAUGUGUCUGUGUAGCUUUGCUCUUCAAAAGUUCACCAAGAGUUUCCUAUGUAUUCCAGCCUUUCAGCUGGGAAUCAUUGGAUUAUGGUUCAAUCUAACGUUUUAUAUAAGAUGUAUCUUGCACUAGGCCUGCAUUUUUUCCUUCUUUUGAAAGAGUGAAAGUCUUGAAUCUUGGUAUAUACUUCAAUUAUUGUUUUUGUAGAUGUCAUCCAGAAUAAUCUUCACUAUGCUAUCUAUCAAAUAUUGUGUAAAUGAGGUUAUUAGGUCAUAUAUAUGCAAUGACAAUGUAGUAAGCCUAGAACACCUUGUACUAUUCAAUAAAUGUAAAAAAGUUAUUACAAGUUGGUAUUCUUUAAGCUACCAUGAUUUAAUUAUGCUAUUAUGAAA